UACGCGAGCAUCCCAAACCGGAAGUUGUGUCGCUGAACUCCCCAGCGGUUCAUCGUCCGAAGCAUAAACGAUCUUCGCUGCAACUCCUCUGACAGCUAGCGAGUGUGAGCAACUCCUCUACGCUCUCAACUAACUGAGUGAACGAGAGCGGGCAGGGAAUGGGAGAGCUUUAACCCUGGUGUCCCCAGCCAACCCCGAGUAAACCAGCCAGCCAUGGAUGACCGCUCCUCACUUCGAAAAGUCAGCAGCUCCACCGAGUCCGUCGCCACCGUCACCAGUGAGGAGUUUGUUCUGGUUCAGCCGAGUGCCGCCGGGUCACCUCAAGGCUCCGAGGGCAAACCGAGGCUCAAGAUGUCUUUGAAUGGGAGUGAGCAGCUGGAGAAAGCUAUGGAGGAGGUGUUCGAUGAUGACAAAGAGGUGAAGGUGGAGAAGAGCAAUGUGGAAAAGAUGGAAAAGGAAAGCGACCCAAAGUCCCCCGAAGUCCUGGAACCCCGAUCUGCAGGUCACGACGCGUGUCCAGCACCAUCCAGCUCCACGGUGCUGGAGGAGGACAGUGUCCAGUUCAACAAGCUGUCCUACCUCGGCUGCACCUGGGUCAAGGCCCCCCGCAACGAGGCCGAGGCACAGAGGGCCAUGGCCACCCUGCGGGCCGAAAGCGCCAUCCCCAUCCCCGUCACCCUGCACGUCCCCUGUGGGCCAGACGGCUCCGUCAGAAUUGCGGACGAGGCCUCUGGUACAGAGAUCGCCUCAUUCCCCAUCUACAAGGUGUUGUUCUGUGCUCGUGGAAGAGAGGGUUCGGUGGAAAGCGACUGUUUCUCCUUCACUGAGAGUUACCGGAGCUCCGAGGACUUCCAAAUCCACGUCUUCUCCUGCCACAUCAUAGAGGCCGUCAGUCGUAUCCUGUACAGUUUCUCCACAGCCUUUCGCCGUUCCUCCCGCCCGGUGGACACGAGGGACACGGCGCUGUCCAGUCUGCCCGAUGGCGACCUCUACACCUUCACUGUCUCGUUGGAAGUGAAGGAGGACGAUGGCAAAGGCAACUACAGUCCGGUGCCCAAGGACAGAGAUAAAUUGUACUUCAAGCUUCGACAGGGUGUUCAGAAGAAGGUCGUUGUUUCAGUUCAGCAAAUGUGCAACAAGGAGCUGGGAAUCGAGAGGUGUUUUGGGAUGCUGCUGAGUCCAGGACAGAAAGUCUGCAACAGCGGCAUGCAUCUACUAGACAUGACAUCAAUGGGGAAGAGCUCUGAUGGGAAGGCCUAUGUGAUCACUGGAACAUGGAACCCCAACAUGGCCGCCUUCCAACUGCUAAACGAAGACACGCCUAAAGAUAAGCAGGUCUACAUGACCGUGGCGGUGGACCUGGUCGUCACUGAGGUGGUGGAGCCGGUACGCUUCCUGCUGGAAACGUUGGUCAGGGUGUACCCGUCAAACGAACGCUUCUGGUACUUCAGCCGCAAGACCUUCAGUGAGACCUUCUACCUGAAACUCAGACAGCAGACACCAGAGAGGUUGGGUCAGAGCGAUGCUGUUUAUGAGGUGGUGAGUCUUCAGAGGGAGGCAGAGAGGAGCAACGAAGGACGACUGGCCCCGCCCACCGAGGAAGAGGAGGCUGAUGAAGAUAGCGACAGUGAAAUCUCGAGUGGGACAGGAGACGUUUCCAAAGACUGUCCUGAGAAAAUCCUCGAGUCCUGGGGAGGACUCCUAACCAGAUGGCAUGGAAACCUGUCCACUCGACCGAAGGGUUUGCCCUCGUUGGUUCGCAGCGGCAUUCCCGAGCCACUCAGAGCUGAAGUCUGGCAGCUGCUGGCCGGUUGCCACGACAACUACGACCUGCUUGAGCACUACCGUAUCCUCAUCACCAAGGAUUCGGCUCAGGAAGGUGUCAUCACCCGGGACAUUCACCGCACCUUCCCUGCACACGACUACUUCAAGGACUCUGAUGGAGAUGGACAGGAUUCACUGUACAAGAUUUGCAAGGCCUACUCUGUCUAUGAUGAAGAAAUUGGUUAUUGCCAGGGUCAAUCUUUCCUCGCUGCUGUUCUCCUGCUGCAUAUGCCAGAGGAACAGGCUUUCUGUGUGUUGGUGAAAAUCAUGUAUUACUAUCGCCUGAGAGAUCUCUACAAAAACAACUUUGAGGAUCUUCACUGCAAGUUUUACCAGCUGGAGAGGCUAAUGCAGGAUCAGCUUCCGGAUCUGUGGUCCCACUUCCAUGAGCUUAACCUGGAGGCUCACAUGUACGCCUCCCAGUGGUUCCUCACCCUCUUCACUGCCAAAUUCCCCUUGUGUAUGGUUUUCCACAUCACUGACCUGCUGCUCUGUGAGGGUCUGAGCAUCAUCUUCAAUGUAGCCCUAGCCCUCCUCAAGACCUCUAAAGAGGACCUCUUGCAGGCGGACUUUGAAGGUGCUCUCAAGUUCUUCAGAGUUCAGCUUCCAAAACGCUACAGAGCUGCAGAAAACGCACGCAGACUUAUGGAGCAGGCCUGCAACAUCAAGGUUCCAACGAAAAAGCUGAAGAAGUUUGAAAAGGAAUAUCAGACACUGAGAGAGAGUCAGCUGCAACAAGAAGACCCCAUCGACCGAUUCCAGAGGGAGAACCGUCGUCUCCAGGAGGCCAGUAUGCGGCUGGAACAGGAGAAUGACGACUUGGCCCAUGAACUGGUCACCAGCAAGAUUGCCCUUCGGAACGACCUCGACCAGGCAGAAGACAAGACUGAUGUUCUGAACAAAGAGCUGCUGAGCACCAAGCAACGUCUGGUGGAGACGGAGGAAGAGAAGAGACGGCAGGAGGAGGAGACGGCUCAGCUGAAAGAAGUGUUCAGGAGGGAGCUUGAAAAAGCAGAGCUGGAGAUCAAGAAAACUACAGCGAUCAUAACUGAAUAUAAACAGAUCUGCUCCCAGCUGAGCACCAGGCUGGAAAAACAACAGGCGGCAACAAAAGAAGAGCUGGACUUCGUCAGGAGUAAAGUAAUGGGCUGUGACAACUGUAGGGACCUUUUCACAACCCUGGGAUCCCUUCAGGCUUCGUCCCCUGGCAGGGACAAGACGUACGGCGAGCCAUCGGACGAGGAGAAGGACGGACUGAAGGAGCAGCUGAGGCACCUGGAGCUGGAGCUGGCACAGACCAAACUGCAGCUGGUGGAGGCCAAGUGUCGCAUCCAGGAGCUCGAGCACCAGCGCGGAGUUCUGAUGAAUGAGGUCCAGGCGGCAAAGAACUCGUGGUUCAGCAAGACUCUGGGCUCCCUGAAGAGCUCUACCUCCUCUUCCUCCAGCUCCACAUCCCAGACCCCCUCCUCCCCAAAGGAGGGCCCCGCCUAGAGGACCCUCCCUCCAUCUCUCCUUUGCCUGCAGGACGCACAUUAGAGCUGAGGAACACAGGUUGAAGAAAACAAGCAGCCGAGAUAUGUAGAGUUCCUUUUUCAGCCACUUGCAAAGCAACGCUCAUCAGCUUCUUGGACUCCAGAUAUAACACAACACCAUGAGGAGGAAAGAGGCGGAGCACUGGACCGGCCACCUGUCUUCCACUUAGCGUUUACGUUCAAUGAUCCUCUGCAUCAUCAGUAACGACCACUGAAUUUAAUGUUGUUUGUUAACUUUUUAUUUUCAGUAGUCGCUGAGCCUGUUGGUGAACUGAAUGAACCUAUACAAUGGCAUCCCCCAUACAGGGGAAGGAUUUAGCUCCACCUUGGGACCAGAUAAUGCUUCUGCAGUCAUAAUACAUUUAUCUGUAUAAGAUUAUGUUUUAGAUAGCAUAACAUUCAGUCUCACAAGUUGGACAAUAUUUAAAUAAUAGCGACAGAGGUUCAUUCUAAGAGAUACUGCUAAGUAUGCCGCAUAGAAAUGUAGUGAUCAGCAACGAGGAUCUUCAUCGCAGCAAAGCCACAGAACAAGGAAAAAGGAAUACUGCCGUCUUAAAAGAGGUCGACACAAGAAGUUGUAUUUCAUUAUAGUAAUAUAACGUAAACAAUGUUGUCAUAUAAAUAUGUAUAACUAAUUAUUGAUUUUGUAAUAAUCUUGUACAGUUCUUUGAGAAGACAUUUUUUUUUUGUUUUGUUUUUUUACCGUUUGGAUUUUGAAUGUCGCCACAUGUUGACAUAAGCACAGUGUGUCAUCGAGUCGGUCGAAUCCAAAUGCUGAAGAACCAAAGUGACAACCAGCAGAGAUCUUAAUGUGCUCAAUGUCCCCUCUCUCUCUCUUUGUUUAUCACCAGUUGAAACGACUCGCGGCGUUUCAAAUGUUUUUUAUCCCCGUUCCGGCUCAAGUAUGUGAUUUCUCUCCUCCUGUGUUUCACAUGCAGAUGUUUAACAUCCAGUGAUCGUUUUGUUAAGAGUUCUGAUCACAAACAUUAAGCGAGAUUUAGUUGCAAUAUUCACCGUUAUCGUCAAAGAGUCCAAAGGCCAUUUGCACAGCUUUCCCUACACUUUCUUUCAGCUUUGGCCGGUUAAAACUACCCAAUUGCUAAUGAACCCUUUGUGCAAUGCAGACAGCAUAAGUUCACUGAGCCCGUGGUGGCUCCGUGUUUACAGCUGCACACUUUACAGCCUGAUCAUCUUUCAAGAAUUCAAUUGAAUUGCGGAUGCUAGAACAAUAAGUCUAUAGGUGUCUACAUUGGAAAAUGACUAAUAUGUGAUCGUUAAAUUGCUGGUGGCUAAAAUCUUCAGUAACUGUGAGGGCCACCGCCUGUGAAAGGGGUCACAGGGGUCAUUUUGCUGUCUAGGUUGAUAAAUACAACAAAAUCCGUAAAGUUCUGUUUUUGCUUCCCCAUGCGUGAUGCGUGCUGGUGCUUUACUAGCAGGCAGAGCUGCCGUGUCGGUGCCAAAUGUCCCACUUUACUUUCCCUUCUGGUUGUCACUCAAAUCAGCCUUUGGACUCUGACCAAGGCCGUGUGUACUUUGUGUGAGUGUGUGUUUUUUGAUGUGUGUGUUUAGCAUUGUUACUCGACUGCUUGAAGUUGAAAUGGUUUCUUCUUCCCGUUGCUGCCUUUGCCUCCCGUUGACGAGCGCAGCCGCUGGCUGACGAGAGGGAAGCCGUCUGUCGGCGAGUGCCAUAAGAGCCCCCUCCGCCCACCCCCGCUCCGUCCCCACCGGCCGUCCUCUGUCCUCCGUCCUCCCAGCGACUACACCCUCUGAUCAUAUGGACGGGUGCGCUCAUCAUCCUCUCCACCAGGGGGCCCCCGCGCCUGCCCUCCGCUCCCUCGACGGGCCCCUGAGCAGCUCUGUGGAAGGAACCAUUGAAUCGCACGUGUGUGUUUGGCAUUUCCAAGACAUUCCUUCUUCCCUUUUGUUCAUAGCUCCUGUUGGCCACACCUGUGACCGUUGCCGUACAAAGUCGUACAACCCUUUUAAUGUAAGAUGUUGCCAAGCCGGAGAAAAGCUGUCUUUUAAUGUGCACUAACACAAAAGUUUAUUUUUUAUUUCUCCAUUUUAAAAGCUGGCCUGAGCACAGAGCAGUUUUUUUUAACUUAUUGCCACGGAGAGGACAGCUGCCAUUUCACUUUAAUUCAAUUGUUUUCAUCAAUGCAAAGGCAUGCGUGACUCCGAUGAGAACAUGUGUGUAACACAGAGAGGGACUGUACCCAGCUGUACAAUAACACUCUGACAUCAAUAAAUUUCUGUUUUUCUGUUCAUUCA
Molecule: messenger RNA, 5627 nt
Organism: Gasterosteus aculeatus aculeatus (three-spined stickleback)
Lineage: Eukaryota; Metazoa; Chordata; Actinopteri; Perciformes; Gasterosteidae
Gene: rabgap1l
Product: RAB GTPase activating protein 1-like
Biological process (GO): regulation of GTPase activity
Molecular function (GO): GTPase activator activity; small GTPase binding
Source: RefSeq, a predicted model, not a curated record